AUGCCUCCUCCACCGCCACCACCACCAAGUGCACCACCCAAAGAAUUUCCAUAUGAUUAUCUAUUCAAAGUAUUGGUGAUUGGGGAUGCAUCCGUCGGCAAGUCUUCCAUGUUGCUUCGAUUUACCGAUGAUUCCUUUGACGAACACAUUCAAUCAACGAUUGGUGUCGAUUUCAAGGUCAAACACAUUGACAUGGAUGGGAGGCGGGUCAAACUGACCAUUUGGGAUACCGCGGGACAAGAACGGUUUCGGACCUUGACCUCGAGUUAUUACCGGGGGGCCCAUGGAGUGGUGUUGGUGUACGAUGUCACCCAAACGGAUUCCUUUGAAAAUUUGGAACAAUGGCUCAAGGAAGUCCAAUUGUAUUCGCCCAACAAUGGCGAGUCUGUCAUCAAGUUAUUGGUGGGGAAUAAAAUUGACCUAGACCGCAAGGUGGAACGGGAACGAGCCGAUGCUUGGGCUCGAUCGCAUGGGAUGCUCUUUUUGGAAGCUUCGGCCAAGACUAAGGAAGGGAUUCGUCAAGUCUUUAUGGAAGUGGUUCAAAAGAUAUUGGACAAUCCAGAUGCCUUGUCAACGGCAGUGCCAGGAAAACCAAAGAUGCAAAUUAAACGGCCAACGAUUGAUGAUGAUGACGAUGAUGGUGGAUGUUGUUAG
Messenger RNA from Cylindrotheca closterium, 654 nucleotides. The record is from the annotation of a GenBank genome assembly. NCBI's taxonomy places the organism in Eukaryota, Bacillariophyta, Bacillariophyceae, Bacillariales, Bacillariaceae.